UUUAAAACUUUUGUAAACAUCACAAAAGUAUCAGUAUCAUUUUAAGCGUAUUCAAUAUAAAUUCUCGAUUUGAUUGGUGUUUGCGAUCAGAUAACUAGGAUGACCAUGUUUAAGCUUGGCCCAUUGGACUGGACUGAUCUGAACCCGUCUGCGCCCACAUUCAUACCCCGCGCCCCCCAUAACACCAGUCAA
Molecule: messenger RNA, 192 nt
Organism: Oppiella nova
Lineage: Eukaryota; Metazoa; Arthropoda; Arachnida; Sarcoptiformes; Oppiidae
Source: the annotation of a GenBank genome assembly